AUUCGUAUCGCGAAGAAUUUGACGACUUGCAUUGACCGACGUUCGCAUUUCUUAGAUACAUCAAAACGAGAGUGAAAGAUCUUUUUCAGUUAUAAAUUAAAUGAAAUUUCCUUUGUUGUAUAUGGUGUGUAAUAAGUCGCUCAAAAGAUCAUAUGAUGCGCGUUAUAUGUUAUAUUUACCACGGAUCGUUAUCAAGUGUGUGUACGUAUGUAUCUUUUCUUUUCCAUUCUUCGUUUCUUUCGAUUGAAAAAUGGACUGAACAUGACGGUUUAUGACAUGAAAAAAUUUCAUUUACUACGGUGAUACAUACUAUUUUAGUAAAUGGAAAAAAUAACGUUUAAUAAAUUUGUUCAGGCCAUGUAGUAAAGAGGUUAGUGGCCCGUAGUAUGUGGCGCGCAAAAUUGUCGGGUGUCACUAGUGGCGCUGCUGUGUUAUUGACCAUUUUGCUAUCCUUAUCGAAAUUCAAAGAGGGAAGAUGAUGGCGACGACGAUGACAGGGUACAAUGCGGCGGGGUGCUUUGAAUACUAAGAUGAUCUUGAAGAUCGAUGUUGAAUAUUUUUCCUGUGUGUGGAAUAGAAACUGACGAUAUGGUAAAAUCACAGUUGCCACUAUUAGUGGUUCCUCUACAAUUUGGCCGUAAUAGUGAAUAAAAAGAUGCAGUAUGGCUUCGAUACUCUACUGGCAUGCUUCUGGGAAUAAUUUGAUUUCUGCUGCUUUUAUCUUAUUCUUACUACUUUGUCCUCGCAGCAGUACAGAGUGCGAUCAGAAGUUUAUAAGUACGCCAGAUGGUCCAUCAAAUGGAACCUUUCAUGCUCCGACGAUAAUUAACCCCGAAGGGGAUUCCAGACAAUGCGUAUAUAUAUUUUUCGCUGGGCCGCGACAACGAGUUGAAUUGAAAUUCAAUUCAUUCGGCCUUCGGGGUACACCACCAGAUGGAUCCGCUGUUGGGGAGUUACCCGCUUGUGGUCACGAAUAUAUGGACUUGUACACGGAAAUACGAUCGGAGAAUACCAGCAAGUUGGUGGAAACUCCUUUCGGUGGUCGUUUUUGUGGUCCGAUCCCACCUCGCAGGCGUGUGUCUCUUUAUCAGGGAAUCGCUCUUAGUUUCUACACUGAUAAAAAUAUUACGUUCCCUAGCCUGUUCAGCGGUACAUAUGCGUUUAUCAAUGCAUCUGAAUACGAAGUGGGAACCCCAGCUCCUAGCACACCAUGCUCAUUCAAGGUAGAGUCAGAAAACAAACGCAACGGCAGUAUAUUAUCUCCUACUUAUCCGGGCACAUAUCCGAAAGGUCUUACAUGCAGUUAUAAAUUUAUCGGAGUACAAGGUCAACGAGUACGCCUUGAGUUUCGAGAUUUCGAUUUGUUCUUUGGAGGUCAACAUUGCCCCUUAGAUUAUCUAAAAGUGUACGAUGGUUUAGACAAUACGUCGGCUGUUAUCGGAACAUAUUGUGGUCAACAACGAAAUUUGGUAUUAUAUUCAUCAGAGUCUAGUUUGUACGUACUGUUCGUUACACUUCAACGUACAGCGAACACACAAAAUCGUGGAUUCAAGGGUAUCUUUGAAUUCUCUGAGAGUUUCGUUAAAUUAGACUUCAUCACCACUUACGAGGGUGAGCAUAUACGAGGAUCAGAGUGCGAUCAGAAGAUAUUGAGUAAAAAGGAAUCAUCUGGAUUCGUGGUUAGCCCAAACUAUCCAUUUCCAUAUAUACCAAAGGUUGUGUGUCGGUAUUUCAUUUAUGGAAUGCAAGAUUCCCAGCAUCUUGAACGUGUUCGAUUAGAAUUCAGACAAUUCAAAAUACCAAAAAAUAAGACGAUAGGAGAUUCAUCCUGUACCGAUGGAUAUUUGAAGUUGUAUUUGAAAGGACAAGAAGCAACAGAUUCUUACGAUAAAUUCGAUUACGAAUUGUGCGGUUCGGAGAGCAAUCCGAGCCCUGUAGUUAGCGAUGGUCCAAGACUCGUGAUGGUAUUUAGCAGCGGAGAAUCUCAAGGACAAGGCUUUAAAGCAUGUUACAGUUUUGAGACAGAGUAUAAGAUACCGGGCACCGCGGCACCCGAUGGCAGCUGCACUUUCACGUACCACAGUUCCUCUCGCAAAAAAGGAGAUUUUAAUUCUCCGCGACAUCCUAGUAAUUAUCCAAGCAACACAAAUUGCACAUAUGUUUUCAUAGCUACGUCAAACGAACAAGUUACCUUAAUAUUUGAUUAUUUUAAAGUUCGAACGAAAAAUACGAAUAUGACGACCGGACAUUACGGAGUGGAAAUUUGUCAAGAUGAUUGGUUGGAGAUAUAUAAUACGUAUCGAGAUAAUACGGAAAAAUUAAUAGGUAGAUAUUGUGGUAGUACGGCUCCGGGACCGGUAGAAUCAAAUCUCGGUGCUCUCGGCUUAAAAGUGAUUCUGCAUUCGGAUUCUGAGUUGGUUUAUAGCGGUUUCAAAGCGCGUUACACGUUCGCAGUAGCGAAACCUAUUUUUGGAGAUUGCGGAUCGAAUAUAAGCAGUGUGAAUUAUGGAGUCAUUGCUAGUCCGAAUUACCCAAACAAAUACGAUGGACCCGCAAGAAAUCUGGCUAGUAAAACUUGUAAUUGGUUUAUAAGAGUCCGACCGAAUCAGCGAAUAUUAUUACACUUUGAAACAUUUUCGGUAGAGGGUGAUCAAUCAGUUCGUGGUUGUCCUGCUGCGGUGCUGCGCAUAUGGUAUUCCGCAUCGUCCACGCCUAUCGAAAUGUGUGGUAUUCAAACUCUAGACAAAAAUUGGACUUACCUCUCUGUGGACAAUAACAUGCGACUUAGCUUCAUAUUGGCUGAUAAAGCGGUUGGACAAAUGGGAUUUAAAGCAACGUGGACCGAAGUGAGCACAAAUACCGACUGCCAGAAUCAGUUUCUUUGUGGCGAAAAUAAAUACUGCAUUGCAGAGUCACUUCGGUGUAAUAACAUUCGUAAUUGUGGCCCAAACGACACUACAGAUGAAGAAAAUUGUGAUAUAGUUGUACAGACGAAUAAUUACGCUGUUCCCGCGGGUGGUGCCAUCGGUGCUGUAUUGAUAGCAUUGAUCGUUUGUCUUUUGUGUCAUCGAGAACUAAGAAGACGAGUUCAAACUGUGCAUCUUGACGAUCUGCGUCAUCGCAUAGACGAGAGACAUCGAUGUUAUCAUAAUGAAGAUCUUCUUCAACAUCAUCACCACUUUCAUCAUCAUCACCAUCAACACCAGCAUCAAUAUCAGCAACAGCAACAACAGCAACAACACUAUCAAGAUUUGACUAGUGAUUCAAGAUAUCACCUAGAAUCAUCGACUAGUCCAAUGAGCGAGAGCGAUGUCGAGGAAGCCAGCAGUCUCAACAGUGUGUGACACAUUGUGUCAUAUUAUUCGAACUCUGUUUGUUACCUUAUUCUAUUCACGUUACAGUUAUAUUAAACCACUGAAACGUCGCGUUUUUACCUCAUUUCUACCUCAUUUGUACUCAUCUUCCGAGGAUCAGUUAACUACUCCAUUUUCGCGUUUAACGAGGCGUUUCAUCAUAACGAUACAAUUAUCAUCGAUAUGCGCAAAAGAAUCUUCGAAUAAGCUUCAACUUGCUCCAAUUUUAUCAAGAUUAGCCUAUAUUCGAAUAAUAAAAAUCAUGUAUGCAUUUUUUAGAAUGAUUCAUUGUAUGUCAUUCUGUAACGCACGAUUUAUUUUCUUGUAGACGUAUGGCUGAACGCAAUUUGCAUACCUUUCCCCGUUUUCCUUUUUUUAAAGCUUCGACUCCAUUCAAAAUACAUGAGCGUAUUUUUAAUAUCUAUAAUUAUUGAUGCAAUAUAUAGGAUCGUAUACAGAGAAACAUAAAGAUAAAAACGCAACAAAUAGCCGAGCUGUAAUUCGGCAAUAAUUUGAAUGGAAAAUAAAUCGUUGCAUCAGUUGUGUUUCAUUGAAGAUGGAGUGAAAGAAAUGAAAAGGUCCGGUUAUUGUUAACGAUAUUUCCGAAGCUCCUGAUACUCCAAAAGAAUAAGUAAAAUAUAUUUUUACUUCUAGUUAAUUAGAUUUAUCGUUAUUGUUACGUUAAUGCGUUGUCAUUGACACCUUUAUCUUAUAUUUAGCCGAACCCACGGGCAAAGUAUGGUUGAAGUAAUAACAUUACGUUAUAUUCGUAUCUGGUUGAAAUGUUCGAUUAUAUAGAAGAACAUGUUACCACAUGCAUCCUUCCCUUGCGUAAUCCGUUCACGUAGCAUGUAACUAGUUGUACGCAACGCGCAUACAUAUUUUACACAUGCGAGAACGUGAUCAUUUCACAAAUAGUACCUACGCAGUUUGUUUGUAAAUGUUAUUUUUUUAGUUUUAAGCAUAUACAAUUAUCGAGCGAUAAGAUCUGUAGCUUGAAAUGGCCAGUUCAAGUUUACGUAGUUGCGUCCUAUUUCUUGGUGUGAUGAGUAAUAUACAUACAGUGGUUUCAUAAAUCACGAUAUGUA
This is a messenger RNA of Bombus pyrosoma, 4441 nucleotides long. RefSeq names its product cubilin. Lineage: Eukaryota; Metazoa; Arthropoda; Insecta; Hymenoptera; Apidae. The transcript is spliced from 16 exons. Gene Ontology annotation, molecular function: protein binding. The record is from RefSeq and is a predicted model, not a curated record. Gene Ontology annotation, cellular component: plasma membrane. Bases 663 to 3344 code for a protein of 893 amino acids.